This is a messenger RNA of Glossina fuscipes, 1372 nucleotides long. It is a transcript of the gene RagC-D, whose product is annotated as ras-related GTP-binding protein C. The coding region runs from base 182 to 1342 and encodes 386 amino acids. Gene Ontology annotation, cellular component: Gtr1-Gtr2 GTPase complex; lysosome; nucleus. Gene Ontology annotation, molecular function: GTPase activity; GTP binding. The record is from RefSeq and is a predicted model, not a curated record. Gene Ontology annotation, biological process: cellular response to starvation; positive regulation of TOR signaling; cellular response to amino acid stimulus. The transcript has 5 exons. Lineage: Eukaryota; Metazoa; Arthropoda; Insecta; Diptera; Glossinidae.
CAGCUGCUUAAAACAAAUUAGUGUUGUUGCACAUUUGGAAAAAUUUACAAAAUAUAAACAUUAUUUCCGUAAAUAAAAAAAUUGAAAUAAUAUCAUUUUGUUAUUGUGCUGCAAAUAUAUUUACGUGCGGAGCUGGUAUACAGGAGAUCUAAAUAAGAGACAGCAAAUAACCACGAAAACAAUGAGUUAUGACGACGAUUACCAUGUGGACACAUUUCCUAAGGAAUAUGGCUAUGGAGCAUUCGAUCAAGAAGGUUUAGAUUCAGCGGAUAUGGGUGGCGCCGAUACAGAUUUAAAACCACGUAUUCUCCUGAUGGGCUUAAGACGGUCCGGUAAAAGUUCGAUUCAAAAAGUAGUCUUCCACAAAAUGUCACCCAAUGAAACAUUGUUCCUCGAAUCUACUAGCAAAAUCAUUAAGGAUGACAUUAAUAAUUCAAGUUUUGUGCAAUUCUCUAUAUGGGAUUUCCCCGGGCAAAUAGAUUUCAUUGAUCCUACAUUUGAUUCAGAUAUGAUAUUUGGCAAUUGCGGUUCGUUAGUAUUUGUUAUAGAUGCGAAGGAUGAUUAUAAUGAGGCGUUGACUAAGUUCAAGAAUACUGUGAACAAAGCUUACAAAGUAAAUCCUCACAUAAAGUUCGAAGUGUUUAUACAUAAAGUUGAUGGCAUUAGCGAUGACACGAAAAUGGAAUCGCAGAGAGAUAUACAUCAACGUGCCUCAGAUGAUUUAGCUGAGGUCGGCUUGACGCAAAUACAUUUAAGUUUCCAUUUAACUUCAAUUUAUGAUCAUUCUAUAUUCGAGGCCUUUUCAAAAGUUGUCCAGAAACUAAUACCCCAGUUACCAACUUUGGAAAAUCUGCUUAAUAUAUUUAUAUCGAACUCUGGUAUCGAAAAGGCUUUUUUGUUUGAUGUAGUUUCAAAAAUUUACAUAGCCACGGAUUGCUCACCGGUUGAUAUGCAAAGCUACGAGUUGUGUUGCGACAUGAUUGAUGUGGUCAUAGACUUAUCAAGUAUUUACAGCUCCGAAGAAACGGCUUUUGAUCAACAGAGCUCAAGCUUAAUCAAGCUGAACAACAAUACUAUUUUGUGUUUGCGAGAAGUGAACAAAUUUUUGGCCCUGGUGUGUAUUUUACGUGAAGAGAAUUUUAAUCGCCAAGGCGUUAUUGACUAUAAUUUUCUAUGCUUUCGUGAAGCCAUCAGCGAAGUUUUUGAAUUACGUUUAAAAACUCAGAAAUUACCCACUUUGGAUGAGCGUGCUGAAUUAAUCCCAAACGGACUAGAUGAUAUUAAUGAAGAUGACGUCGGUAAAGAUGAUAAAAUAAUAAACAGAACAAACAAAAUUAUUUAAAUUCCUUAUGUUUUUUGUUUUUGUAAAGAC